Molecule: messenger RNA, 2647 nt
Organism: Physella acuta
Lineage: Eukaryota; Metazoa; Mollusca; Gastropoda; Physidae
Product: broad substrate specificity ATP-binding cassette transporter ABCG2
Biological process (GO): transmembrane transport
Cellular component (GO): plasma membrane
Molecular function (GO): ABC-type transporter activity; ATP binding; ATP hydrolysis activity
Source: RefSeq, a predicted model, not a curated record
UUAUUUCUACCCAGUCAAAAUUAUCACCACGAGCCGGCGUACGUGCAGAUAUUAUCCGGGAUAUUUUACUAGAUCUACAGAAACCUGUCUGAUAUUAUUCUGGGAUUUUGUUUGUUAUAUUUCAAACCUGGAUGUAAAGUGUCUGUGACGGAUGGCCCCAUCAAACUCUGAAGCCAGUCCAGCUGACAGAUGACAGACGUGUUGGACAUGACGGACAUGUCCGCUGUGACAGACGUCCUUGACGUCACGUCACAGGAGGCCGCGCAGCUGAUCAAGGUCAGCUCAUCGAUCAGCAAUGGUCAAUCGGACAUCGAUCAGCGCCAGCGGGUCCUGUCUGCUCACCACAUCAACCACACGCUCAAGGUGAAGGACAAGCUUUGUCCGCUGCUAAAAACACAGAAGCAAAUACUCUUUGACGUCAGUAGUAUCUUCAGGCCCGGCGUCAGUGCCAUCAUGGGACCUACAGGCUCAGGGAAGACCACGUUGCUGGACAUCCUGGCUGGCCGGACAACCCCUGACCGUGGGGCGACACUUCUGCUGGACGGUCAUGAUGUGCCCAGUAACUUCCGGUUUCUUGUUGGUUAUGUUGUCCAGGAUGACGUCAUCAUGGACACCCUGACUGUCCGAGAGAACCUCAACUUCUCCGCCUCCCUGCGGCUGCCCCCCUCCCUCAGCGCCCAGGCCAGGGCGGACAAGGUGACGUCAGUCAUCCGGGAACUUCACCUGGAGAAGUGCGCUGACCACAAGAUAGGCAACGAGCUGAUAAGGGGCGUGUCAGGGGGAGAGAAGAAACGAUGCAACAUUGGUAUGGAGCUCAUCAUCUCCCCUCCUGUGCUAUUUUUAGACGAGCCCACAUCCGGUCUGGACUCAAACACGGCUAGCAAUGUCCUCAUUUUACUCAAGAGGCUCGCGAGCAAAGGCCGGACCAUCAUCUUGUCCAUCCACCAGCCCCGCUACACGGCGUACGGCCUGUUUGACCACCUGCUGCUCUUGUCCCACGGUCACGUGGUCUACGACGGACCAACCGGCGACACGCUGGACUACUUCUCCUCUCUAGGCUACGUUUGUCCCGAGCACCAAAACCCAGCUGACUACUUCCUUGACGUCAUCAACUGUGACGUCAACACGAUCAAAACCAGCCCGCCCCACGUAUCAAACGGGGAUUCCCCAAACCACGAGUCUCAAAACCACACAUUCAGCCAGAGUUUUCUACUGGGAGCGUCAAGUGAUCCAAGUACAAACCACAACAAUACAAACAUGGAUCAGACUGGAGAUGCUAUGCCACUGGUGUAUAUAGAGGACCAGGAAGACCAACGACACAGGCGACAUCGUGAGCUGGUAGACGCCUACAUGGGAUCACAUCGCUACACAACGCUACAGAGGGACGUUAAAGAUAUUCUAUCUGAGUACCAAUCACAGAACGGGAUUCGCCACUGUGACGUGAACUAUCCAACAUCUUUCACACAUCAGGUCAGCGUGGUGGCGAGACGAUCUUUGAAAAAUCUCUGGAGGAAUCCACAGACGACCCUCAUUACGGUAACUUUAUCGAUACUUUUUGCUGCAAUGCUGGCCGUCUUGUACAAGAAUCUACCCCAGACAACAGGACUGGCGGCAUUUAAAGACAGGUCGGGCGUCAUUUUCUUCCUCAUAAUGAACCAUCUGUUUUUUAAUAUGUCGUCGGUGGAACUCUUCAUCAACGAGAGGAAGUUAUUUCUGCAGGAGACGGUCAGCGGCUACUACAGGGUGUCUGUAUACUUCCUGGUCAAAAUCUUCUUCGACAUCCUGCCACUGAGGCUGGUCCCAGAGAUACUCGUCUGUUGUAUCGUGUACUUCAGUGUAGGUUUGAACCCGGGCCCCGAGCAUUUCCUCAAGUUCUUCCUGUGUCUGCUGGAGACGCUCCUGGCUGCGGCGGGUCUGUGUUUCCUCAUCAGCGCCACGGUGCGCGUGUUUGCCGUGGCUCAACUCACGCUGGCCUUCUGCUACGUCCUCAUGAUACUACUGGGUGGGUUUCUAAUUAACCCCGACUCAAUUGACCCCUGGCUCAGCUGGGUACAGUAUUUCAGCCUCUUCAAGUAUGCUCAAAACGCUUUGUACAUCAACGAGUUCCAGGACAGGAUGUUCUGUACUAAUUUGACUCUCUGUAAAUCUGGCAAUGAAUAUCUACAAGAACAGAACAUAGCAUACGAGCAGCCGGGUGACAUGUGGUCCAACUAUGCGGCCCUGUUCGUCUAUGGGCUACUCCUUCAUCUCUUGACAUACGUACAGUUGCGGCGCUUGAAGAAAUCCUGACUUGCCACAUUGAACAUUUCCCCGCCAAAUUUAACACAACUGUGUUCCUAUUUAUUUUUAUUCAGAGUACUCAUUUGACCCCGCAGUAUUGGAUGUUUUGAAGCACAUGAAUACCAUUUGAUGUCUAAUUUAGCUGUAUCAGCUACUCCCAUUUCAUAUCUUGGUAUCAGGCGUCGUUCAUAUUUUAUUUCACCCCGGUGAAACCAAGAUUUGAAUUCUACAAGAGACCAGCGUAAUUUUUAUACUGUUUAAACUGUACAUGCAAUAGCUCAAUUCAAGUCUCAUUUUACCCAUGUGAUUUGCAUCAAUACGAGAGGUGUGAUUUAUAAAAAUCGAUGAAUUUAAUGUGAUUUUGUUC